Molecule: messenger RNA, 5181 nt
Organism: Anas platyrhynchos (mallard)
Lineage: Eukaryota; Metazoa; Chordata; Aves; Anseriformes; Anatidae
Gene: ABCB1
Product: ATP binding cassette subfamily B member 1
Biological process (GO): oligopeptide export from mitochondrion
Cellular component (GO): mitochondrial inner membrane
Molecular function (GO): ABC-type oligopeptide transporter activity; ATP hydrolysis activity; ATP binding
Source: RefSeq, a predicted model, not a curated record
UCCGCUGCUUCUGCAGAGCUACUCUGCAGAAGGAAGCCAACUCCUCUGUAUUUUAUGAGUUGCCGCAUAUCUUAUAAAGGAUUUUCCAAGUUUCCAAUAAAAACCGGACCCAUCCAUGAACCAUGCUGAAUAUUCUGUGGCACAAAGUCAGCAACAGAGCUUUUAUCUGAAAGCACUUGACAGGUGUUCAGCUACCUGUGAUCCAAGGCACAGCUGCAUAACCAUCUCUUAGACGUCUGAGGAAACUGCAGAUAGAGCUGCAAAAAAAGAUAACAGGGUGGAAUUCUUCAAGAUAAGAAAGACAAAAUCACAGAUAAAGUAGGUGCUCGAGAAUGGAUUUGUCCUUAAGCGUUACUGUUACCUGGAACAUUCAGCACUGUCUCUGAAAAGAGAACUAGAAGCAAACUGAGAACAACCUGCACGAGAACUACCCUAAAUAAAUUUAAAAUGCAUUCUGAAGAUGAAAGGAAGCAGAAGAGUACUGAAGAUGGAAAUAGUCAUGAGAACACUACAUCCAGCCAGGGUCAAGAACAAGAAGGCAAACAGAAGGGAAAGAAGAAGAAAGAGGAAAAGCCUAAAAUGGUCAGCCCAUUUACACUGUUUCGAUACUCCAGUUGCACAGAUAAAUUGCUAAUGAUAGUUGGCACUCUAAUGGCAAUGGCCCAUGGAACCAGUCUUCCUAUUGCGAUGGCAAUUUUUGGUGAUAUGACUGAUAGCUUUGUUAAUUUUGGAAACACAAGUUCUAUAGGAAACAGUUCUGAUGUGACUCCCCCUCCAGAAAUUUUUGGCGAUCUGGAAGAAGCAAUGACAAGCUAUGCAUAUGACUAUUCUGCACUAGCAGCUGGUGUUCUUGUUGCUGCUUAUCUCCAAACUUCAUUUUGGACCCUAGCAGCAGGCCGACAAAUAAAAAAAAUUAGAGAAAAAUUUUUUCAUGCAAUUAUGAGACAGGAAAUUGGAUGGUUUGAUGUAAAUGAUGUGGGAGAGCUGAACACUCGUCUCACUGAUGAUGUCUCCAAGAUUAACGAAGGAAUAGGUGAUAAAAUUGGAUUGCUUGUCCAAUCACUAACAACAUUUGUGACAGGAUUUAUUGUUGGCCUCGUAAGAGGAUGGAAAUUAACCCUUGUAAUACUUGCAGUCAGUCCUGUCCUAGGACUUUCAGCAGCCCUCUGGGCAAAGGUUCUCUCUACAUUCACUGACAAAGAGCAAGCUGCAUAUGCAAAAGCAGGAGCUGUGGCAGAGGAAGUUCUGGGCUCAAUCCGUACUGUAAUAGCUUUUGGAGGACAAGAAAAAGAAAUUAAAAGGUAUCGUAAAAAUUUAGAAGAUGCUAAACGCAUUGGAAUAAAAAAGGCUAUUACUGCCAAUAUCUCUAUGGGUGUUGCUUUCUUACUGAUAUAUGCAUCGUAUGCACUGGCCUUCUGGUAUGGAACUACCUUGAUCUUAAAUGAUGAGUACACUAUAGGCAAGGUUCUCACUGUCUUUUUCUCUGUAUUGAUUGGAGCUUUCAGUAUGGGACAGACUGCUCCAAGCAUAGAGGCAUUUGCUAAUGCAAGAGGAGCAGCCUAUGCCGUAUUUAAUAUCAUAGACAAUGAACCUCAAAUUGAUAGUUAUUCAGAGACAGGCUACAAACCAGACCACAUUAAAGGGAACUUGGAGUUCCAAAAUGUUCACUUCAGUUACCCAUCCAGACCAGAUGUUCAGAUUCUGAAAGGCUUGAAUCUCAAGGUCAACUGUGGCCAGACAGUAGCCCUGGUUGGUGGCAGUGGCUGUGGGAAAAGUACAACUGUUCAGCUCAUCCAGAGAUUUUAUGAUCCCAAGGAAGGCACGAUUACCAUUGAUGGGCAGGAUAUUAAGACCUUGAAUGUAAGAUAUCUGCGGGAGAUUAUUGGUGUGGUGAAUCAGGAGCCCGUGCUCUUUGCUACUACCAUUGCAGAAAAUAUUCGCUAUGGCCGAGAGGAUGUCACCAUGGAAGAAAUUGAGAAAGCUACCAAGGAAGCUAACGCUUACGAUUUCAUCAUGAAGCUACCCAAGAAGUUUGAAACCGUGGUUGGAGAAAGAGGGGCACAGCUGAGCGGAGGCCAGAAGCAAAGAAUAGCAAUUGCCCGAGCUCUGGUUCGCAAUCCUAAAAUUCUUCUGCUUGAUGAGGCAACGUCAGCUUUGGAUACUGAGAGUGAAUCAGUUGUGCAGGCAGCACUUGACAAGGCAAGGGAAGGACGUACCACGAUUGUAGUAGCUCAUCGCUUGUCAACAGUCCGAAAUGCAGAUCUUAUAGCUGUGUUUGAAAGUGGAGUUAUCACAGAAGAAGGGAAUCAUUUUAAACUGAUUGAAAGAAAAGGAAUCUACUAUAAACUUGUUAACAUGCAGACAAUAGAAGCUGAAGAUACAUCAUUGGAAAAAGGUGAGAAUGCAGUCAGUGUCAAAAAAAGUGAGUCUGAACUGGAACAGGAAGAAUCCUUAAUGAAAGGUCUGAGAAGACGAUCAACUCGCGGAAGCAUGAAAAAAACAGGAGAAAAGAAUGAUGAUGCUGAUAUGAAAAAUAAUUCACCUGAUGAAGAACUACCUCCAGCUUCAUUUUUGAAAAUUAUGAGCUUGAACAAAACUGAGUGGCCAUACUUUGUUGCUGGAACUAUCUGUGCAAUUAUCAAUGGAGGUUUACAACCCGCAUUUUCAGUCAUAUUUUCAGAAAUUAUAGGGAUUUUUUCACAAACUGAGGAGACAUAUUUGAGAGAAAAGAGCAACUUAUAUUCACUGCUGUUUUUAGCACUUGGGAUCAUUUCCUUUUUUACUUUCUUUUUUCAGGGUUUCACAUUUGGCAAAGCUGGAGAAAUUCUUACAAUGAGGCUUCGAUUCAUUGCAUUUAAAGCAAUGCUUAGACAGGACAUGGCCUGGUUUGAUGAUCCUAAAAACAGCACUGGAGCAUUAACUACAAGACUUGCCAAUGAUGCCUCACAAGUGAAAGGUGCAACUGGUGUCCGAUUAGCAUUAAUUGCCCAAAACAUAGCUAACCUGGGAACUGGAAUUAUUAUAUCAUUAGUUUAUGGCUGGCAGCUGACCCUGUUACUUUUAGCGGUGGUGCCAAUCAUCGCAGUGGCAGGAAUGAUCGAAAUGAAGAUGUUGGCUGGGCAUGCUAAAAAAGAUAAAGUAGAGCUGGAAGCUGCAGGAAAGAUUGCCACAGAAGCCAUAGAAAAUAUUCGAACUGUUGUUAGUUUGACCAGAGAAAGAAAAUUUGAAUAUAUGUAUGGAGAACAUUUGCAUGUACCUUACAGAAAUUCUGUGAAGAAGGCACAUAUAUUUGGAUUUUGUUUUGCCCUUUCCCAAGCAAUGAUGUUUUUUACCUACGCUGGCUGUUUCCGGUUUGGUGCCUAUCUAGUGGUAAAUGGACACAUGGAGUUUAAGAGUGUGUUUUUAGUGUUUUCAGCUGUUGUAUUUGGUGCAAUGGCACUCGGACAAAGCAGCUCUUUUGCGCCAGACUAUGCCAAAGCCAAGAUAUCAGCAGCCCACUUGUUUGCACUAUUUGAAAGAGAACCCUUAAUAGACAGUUACAGUGAAGAAGGAGAAAAGCCUGAAACAUUUGGGGGAAACACAACGAUCAAAGAUGUGAAAUUUAACUACCCAACCCGACCAGAGGUCAAAAUCCUCCAAGGUUUGAAUCUAAAAGUAGAAAAAGGACAAACACUCGCUCUUGUUGGUAGCAGCGGAUGUGGAAAGAGCACUGUUGUUCAGCUGCUUGAGAGAUUUUAUGAUCCACUCAGUGGAGAAAUUGUGUUUGAUGACAAAAAUUCAAAGACAGUAAAUAUCCAGUGGCUUAGAUCUCACAUUGGUAUCGUCUCCCAAGAGCCAAUCCUGUUUGACUGCACUAUUGCUGAAAACAUCGCAUAUGGAGAUAAUAGUCGGGAAGUGCCACAUGAGGAAAUUGUUAGCGCAGCAAAAGAAGCCAAUAUUCAUUCUUUCAUUGACUCUCUGCCAGAUAAAUACAAUACUCGUGUAGGAGACAAGGGAACUCAGCUUUCUGGUGGUCAGAAACAACGCAUUGCUAUUGCCCGAGCUCUUGUACGUAAGCCCCAAAUUCUGCUACUGGAUGAAGCUACAUCUGCCUUGGACACAGAAAGUGAAAAGAUUGUCCAGGAAGCGCUGGAUAAAGCCAGGGAAGGUCGCACCUGCAUCGUGAUAGCUCACCGCCUGUCCACCAUCCAGAACGCUGACAAGAUUGCCGUGAUCCAGAACGGCAAGGUCGUAGAGCAAGGGACUCAUCAGCAGCUCCUGGCUGAAAAAGGCAUCUACUAUUCUCUGGUCAAUGUUCAAAGUGGGUCGUGCAACAUGUAAAUUAAAGGCAGUACUUAUCUCUGAAGUGUCACUGUAAUUAUUUCAAUACUACAUUAGUAUUACUUGCCAGUCUUGAUACUUCUUCCUCCAAAACAAAACACCUUUUAUAAAUCCUAUGAAAACAACAAAUAAUAAAUGAAUAUGUACCAGUUUCUCCUUACCAGCUUUCAUUAUGCAAACUGCUUUACUAUCUGGCCAAAGCAGAGACCUAUUACACCCAUAAAAGUAGAAGCAUGCUGAGCCAAAUUUAAUUAUUAGCUUGCUUUGAACUCUAGCUAACCUAGGUAUUCAGGCAGGUCUGGUAUACAGUAUGUAAUCAUGUUUGUACUCAUUAGAAACCAUAUUGCUACUGCUAGGAACAAGCCUUCAGCCUUAUCCUCACUGUGCCUUAUGCUGACUGUGUAGGACUCCAGUUCUGUCCUAUUAGGCUCAUUAUCAAUUUAUGAGAUCUUGAAGGUCAGCUGAAGCUUGAUGCCAGAUGUUUCUUGUUAUGAUGUGGAGCUGUAGUCUGGGAUGACUGCAAAAGUCUUGAAAAUAUGAGCACAGGUUGAAAACAAAGGUCCCAGAACUAUAAGUACCUCACUGAUGGUCAGUUACUGGUCAUUGAAGAAAUAUGACUUUAAGAGCUGGGAAAGGACUGCAUUAAAUAUAAUACAGAAAAGAAGCAGAAGAUAAGAAAUUAUAAUUACACAGCAUCAGCUCUGUGAUAUUGUAUAUUAAUUGCUAAUUUAGCAUAUGACUAUUAAGGUCUAACUGUUUUGAAUAUGUAGUAACAGCAAUUAAUAAUUAUUAAGAACUAACCAUUAGCAAUGUGUAUUGUUAAUGAAUAACUGCAGUAAAGUUUUGUUUUAAAGUUUAAAA